AUGCGCGGAGCAGCUGCAGACUUUACUGCCCUCUUGUGGCUGGGAGGGGAACUGACCGCACCUGUGAAUAAUGCAAAAAGAGUGAAAGCUGGACCAAAAGAAGACCACCCGGGUCGGAAUCAUAUUCGUUUGAGAGAGGAUGGAGGAUAAACUUUUCUAUUAUAUACUUUAUUAACUAUUAAUUUGAACUUUAGGGUCACCAGUUUGUAAAAAAAAUACCUUAUCCUUUAAUAGGCUAUUUGGUAAUAAGGCAGGUAUAGAUGUUGGCUAUUAUUAAUGAUCUAUUACUAAUUAGUUAGUUAUACAUUUUAUUGUUAAUAAAUAGAUUUCGGUGCACAGAGAAGAGAUUCAUUAGUGGCCAUUCCCAAUAUAUUAAAGAGCUAAAAAGAGUCCACGACCUGGCAACCCAGAAGUUCCUAUUAAUGGCUAAUAGCAGCUCUAUAAAACAUUGGUAAAUUAUCUAUUAACAGUUGAUAAAGUUGUUAGUCACAACUUCCAACCCCCUUAUAAAGGGUCACUUAUUCUAAACAAAAAUGUGUAUUAACUUUACAUUCUCCGCCAGCUAAAAGCCUUUUAAAAGGCAAAGUAUUAAGUACCACUAUAAGUACAAAAAUCUGUGAUAUUAACCAGCUACAAUGCUCCUUCUAUGCCUUUAACCAGCAGAUAUUUAAUCCUUAAAACCAUAUUGUGUUACUGAAUCUUUGCUUCAUUACUCAGGGGGCAGCUGGCCUAGUAAUCAUGGAAAGUGCAGUCUUACAGGAUAUUAGACAGAAUUAUUGUCUUUACAAUCCGGAUCUACGGAUUUGGUUUCCAAGAAUUAAAUGUCACGGUCUACAGCCCCUCUCCUCUUAUUGGACUUAUUAAGAGGACCGCAUCUCCUUCUCUUCUCUGCAGCUGCACCAGGGCAGCAAACAUGCAGCAUCGCUAGAGAAAUAAUUCACUGGUUGUUGAUAUUGUUGGAUAACUAAUUUUUUUUUUCACCUGUGGUUGUUGGAUUUGUUUUGAUCUAAGGUUGUAGAUGGACCACUGACACUUUAUUUUCAUACCGGGGAGCAGCUAGAGCACUCUAUACUGAGCAAAAUGGGGCACCUUGUCCUACAUAGAAACUCCUCAUCCUCUUACAGCUCAGUCGACACAGAGCUCCUCUCUCGGACUGGCUACACCAUACUGGCCAUUAUCAUGGGUGUGUUCUCUGUGGUGGGGAUCCUCCUCAAUGUCCUGGUGAUCGUGGUGACAAUGAAACACAGACAGCUGAGACAGCCACUCAGCUAUGCCCUGGUUAACCUGGCCAUAUGUGACCUGGGCUGUGCUGUAUUUGGAGGUGUGCCCACCACAGUUACCAGUGCCAUGGGAUACUUCAGCCUGGGACGUGUGGGCUGCGUGAUGGAGGGCUUUGCUGUAGCCUUUUUUGGUAUAGCAAGUCUGUGUACAAUAGGAGUCAUUUCUGUUGAACGCUACAUAGUGGUGUGCUAUCCCAUGGGUGCUGUCCUGUUCCAGACCAGACAUGCAGUCGCUGGAGUGGUGCUGUCCUGGGUGUGGUCCUUUUUGUGGAACACUCCGCCUCUGUUUGGUUGGGGAAGUUAUGAGCUGGAGGGCGUCAAAACCUCCUGUGCUCCCAACUGGUACAGCCGGGAUGUUGGCAACAUAUCCUACAUCAUCAUAUACUUUUGCUUUUGCUUUGCUGUGCCCUUUUCUAUCAUCCUGGUGUCUUACUCACGACUCUUGUGGACCCUCCGGCAGGUGACCAAGCUGCAGAUAUCUGAGGCUGGCAGCACACAUCGCAUGGAGAUGCAGGUGGCACGAAUGGUAGUGGUUAUGGUGUUGGCCUUCCUAGUGACCUGGCUGCCAUACGCUGGCAUGGCCCUUGCUGUCAUCAUGGACUCCAGUCUAUAUAUUGACCCUAUCAUCGCUACCAUACCUGUUUAUUUGGCUAAAAGCAGCACUGUCUACAAUCCCAUCAUAUAUAUUUUCAUGAACAGACAGUUUCGAGGAUACGCUGUUCCCACUGUCCUGUGUGGAUGGAACCCGUGGGCCUCGGAUCCACAAAUGUCUGAGACAGAGAGCACGGUUGCUUCUCUCAACAAGAGCCAAAAAGUCUCACCUAAAGAACCUCUGAAAGAAUAAAAAUGUACAUGAAUCCCCUAAUGCCCAGGGAAGCACAAGAUCAUCAGAACUACUUCCAGCUGUUGGCCAACACUGUCUGCACUGGACUGCAAGGAAAGAUGAAAUAAAAACAACAUAUGUAGACAAAGCCGGGGUAAUGGACUGAUAUGGACGCCAGUAAUGAUGGAGGCAUUACAAAUUCUGUGUAGUCCUAUUUUAAAUAAAAACAUUAAAGCAACUGUGAAAAGGAAAAAGGAAAACACUCAUAUGAGACUCUCCAUGUGUUAAAAUCUGUCUGUUUCUGCUGAGGCUGUCUCAACUUUUUAUGUGUUAUGACAAUAAAGAUAAUUCUUUUGUCUUGAUCCCUGUCACUGAUGUUGCUGAUCAUGUAUAAUUCUUUUUAAUCUCACCAUGAGGAUGCGGGAGUUGUGCCAAUUCCACAGGACGUAAAGAUCAAAAGUUUCAAAGAUUAAGGGUUCAAAUCCACAUUUACACAGAAACAACAUUCAUGGUUUGCUAAAAAUGUAUGAUACACAUGCACAUUUAUUCUGUUUAUG
Messenger RNA from Morone saxatilis (striped sea-bass), 2660 nucleotides. It is a transcript of the gene parapinopsina, whose product is annotated as parapinopsin a. Lineage: Eukaryota; Metazoa; Chordata; Actinopteri; Moronidae. Gene Ontology annotation, biological process: G protein-coupled receptor signaling pathway; visual perception. Bases 1081 to 2124 code for a protein of 347 amino acids. Gene Ontology annotation, molecular function: G protein-coupled receptor activity. Gene Ontology annotation, cellular component: membrane; photoreceptor outer segment. The transcript is spliced from 5 exons. The record is from RefSeq and is a predicted model, not a curated record.